GACGAUUGUACAGGUCUCAAUCAAAACCACACCGCCUUCCUUGCGAUAUGAAAAAUAACGAAACGGGGAGUGCUGUGUUUUGAACAACGAUCCCACCACGCACAUGGAGGCGCAACCCUCUCGUAAGCGACCGCUCUCAGACAACGACGACGGUGGAGAUGCUGAUGAAGUCAACCGAAAACCUCCGCAAAAGAAGGUGAGGUUUCCAAAGGGAAAGAAGGUGAAGCCUGGAGAUGAAGUCAUAGCAGCUGUAAAUGUUCCCCAAGUUGCUGAAGAUGAACCUACUGAGCUGAAAGAUACCCAGCUAGUUGCCAAAGCAAGGUCCAAGAGACGGAAUCAGGAUAAAAUUGGACUCAAUAAUGAUGAAACUGGAGAUCUUCUUGAUGUUGUAGCAGCUGCUGAAAUGCAUUAUAAGGAUAACGAGACACUGGAAGAUGAUGGAGUUCAGCUUGAACCUUUCAACCUUGAACAAGAAAGGAAAGAAGGCUUUUUCGAUAAAACAGGAAAUUAUGUUGAGUAUGUUACUAAUGACAUCAAGGAUGCUUGGCUUGAUAGCAUUGAUGCUGAACCAAAUCUUGCAAAAAUACACUCUAUGGAUACAGAUGAUGUGGUAGAAGCUGCUGACCUGUCAAGUCAAGAUAUUGGAAAUAUCAAGAGACGAAUUGCUGAUGUGCUUCAACCUGGGGAGACAGUGUUGCAAGCUUUAAGAAGGCUGAAAGGAAGUUCUAAUAGAAAGGAAAAGAUGUCAGCUGAAACAAAAGUUGUGUUUGAUCAACUAACUGAAGAUGCCAUGAAGCUGAUGGAGGAUGGUGACUACAAUGUGUAUGAUGAAAAACAGGAGGUCUUUCAGAGGGAAGCAGACGGAUUUGAGAAGCUAGCACGUGCUAGAGGGGAAGGCACCUCUUCUAGUUCAGGAGACAAGCAACCUAAUUCCUCUGGAAUGAGUGAUUCCGGUCUCAAUGGAAUACCUUCUGCAGAUAAUACUGCAAACAAUGAAGAUGAUUCCUUUGACAUGUUUGCUGAAGAUGAUGACAAAUCUACUGUUGAUCCAUCAGCUGGCAUUGGAUCUACAGAAAACGAUUAUGUAUUUGAUGAGUCUUCAGGUUACUACUACAGCAGCAGUUUAGGAUAUUAUUAUGACCCAUCUUCAGGACUGUAUUGCAGUGCAGCAUCUGGACAGUGGUGCUCGUAUAACCAAGAAACUGGUGCCUAUGAGGAGUUGCCAUCAGGGGAAGGCAAUGGAAAUGGAAUUGCAACAUAGUGGAAUGGAAUUGGAAUCACAGGUUUUUUUUAUUGAUUUCCCCUUUUCUUGUACAAAGUGAAGAGGAUAUAUAUUAUAUAUGUAACAUAUGCAUAUUCUUAGGCUUCUUUUCUUGUACUUGAAGUGCGACUAGUUUUGGUAAUUUAAAUCUAUAGACACAAUCUAACUCAUGACUAUAUGAUUUAUGGAUGUAAAGAGAAAAAUGUGAUGUGACAAAAAGGGCAGUUGAGUCAUAUGUGCUAUGGUUUUGAUGUGGU
Messenger RNA from Lactuca virosa, 1518 nucleotides. Lineage: Eukaryota; Viridiplantae; Streptophyta; Magnoliopsida; Asterales; Asteraceae. The record is from the annotation of a GenBank genome assembly.